CAUAUUUUUGCACAUGUCUGUGCUCCUUAUCAACGUACUUCUUGAUAUGCAUGUCUCAGAUUGCUCCCUGUAAAUGGUGAUACGAGUUUACACACUUAACACAUAAAAAUAGAAGUUUAUGGAGAGUCAGUUAUUUGUGCGUUUGUGGAUUGUCAUUCCACACCAAAGUCCAAUAAAACUUUCUCAAUCGCCACGCCUAAUUUGCUUCGGACACUGACCUACCAUCGAUCGGACAUUAGACCUGCACAUUACCUGAGGGUAUGUUUCUUUAAUAUUCAACUGAUUCUGUCAUCUACCUUACGUGCCUCCAGUACGGGGCAGUGAGAUUCAACUCCAAGACUGUAGCGCGCAGAUUCAGCAGGGUCAAUCAGCUAACCAAAAGACGAACGUAUACGCACAUGAGCAUGGCGGGUCUGCCUUUGUUGAUCGGUAAAGAAGAUGUUGCACGACUCCUCCGUUAUAAAGACUUGCUUCCAAAACUGGAAGUUGCUCUUGGACAGUUUUCCAAACAUGACAUCUCUGAGGUGAUCCAACCAGUCCGGACUGUGGUCCCUUUAACCAAACACAAUGGAUUCCUGGGAUUAAUGCCGGCAUAUAUGGUUCACGAGGAUAUUUUAUGCACAAAAAUGGUGGCAUUCUAUAAGCGAGAGCAGGGCUCGACUUUACCCUCUACCCAGGCCACGGUGAUGUUGUUUGAUCCCGAAAGUGGUUGUGUUUUGGCAGUCAUGGAUGGGGAGGUAAUAACUGGUAUGAGGACAGCUGCAGCAUCAGCCAUUUCUGCUAAAUUUUCCAUGCCAGUCCAAUCAGAGGUGCUGUGUAUCCUGGGCUCCGGCCACCAAGCCAUCAGCCACUAUGAGGUCUUCACAGAAGCCUUUACUUUUAAACAGGUGCGUGUGUGGAGCCGGAGGAAGGAGAGUGCAGAGCACUUUGCCAGUGCAGUCCAGGGUCCUGUGACCGUUUGCUCCUCUGCUAAAGAGGCGGUGGAGGGGGCCGAUGUCAUAAUCACAGUCACUGGUGCCAGCCAGCCUGUCCUGUUCGGGGAGUGGGUCAAGCCUGGUGCCCAUGUCGCUGCGGUGGGUGCCUGCAGCCCAGGUUGGAGGGAGCUGGACGAUGUGCUGAUGAAGAAAGCCGUGGUGUAUGCAGACAGCAGAGAGGGAGCGCUGAAGGAAUCUGGAGACGUCAUCCUCUCUGGGGCCCAAGUAUUUGCUGAGAUCGGGGAGGUCAUUAAUGGAACAGCGCCAGGCCACCGUGAGAAGACCACAGUGUACAAGUCUCUGGGGAUGGGGAUUCAGGACGCGGUGUCUGCCAAGCUGGUGUAUGACCAGUGGAAGAGUCAGGGGGGUGAUGCUGGCGUCACUCACCCAGUGAAAAAAUCACCUCUAUAGGUAUUUUGUUUAGAGUCCAUUCCUUUAAGUAAUUUUGCCAUAGACCUUUGAAGUUUGCCUACAAAAAAAGCUAAAAUCUUUGCCCAUAUAAGGAGAUCCGGUAUCUUGCCAUUUUUCCGAUGGGAAAAUAACAUUAGGGGUUUGAAUUAUAGCACCUGUUAAACUUUCGCUGGGACGAAGACAAAAGCAAACAAAAGAUUGUGCAAGUACAGUAAUUUCCUGCAUAUAAGCGACAUUGUGUAUAAACCAAAGGACAGUGCUUCAUGCAAGUUAAAAUAUACAAAACCAUAUUAACUGCCCCCCUGUAUUAACCUCAUAGCUUAAGAAAUUUAGCAAAAUCAAUGUAUAAGCCAUGGCUAAUAGUCGGGAAAUAUACACAACUGUCUUGUGGAUACUGUGACCUUUGGUAUGUUAAGAUGGCAAACUUUGAUUUUUGCUAUCCCAGAGCUGACUAGCAAUAAAACUUGCCAUAGGUAGCUUCAGUUAAAACCCUGAUCUCCCCUUAUGGUCAAAGAUGGCAGCUUUGGUCCCUUUUUGUUGGUUAACUUUGUUUGUCUAUGGGACCUACAUCAGAAAGCACUGAUUUUCUACUGGCCUUUUGUAAUGUGUGGGUCUGUGUGCAUCUCCUUAUUAUGGUCACCAGACCAAGACACACAUAUACAGCUCAGACAAGUGAACUGCACUGUUGGUAGCCAUCUCUGUUUGUAGUUGCUCUCAGCAAUCCAAUUAAAACGCCUGUUAAUGCCUGUGAUUCUC
Messenger RNA from Sardina pilchardus (European sardine), 2141 nucleotides. RefSeq names its product crystallin, mu (gene crym). The record is from RefSeq and is a predicted model, not a curated record. NCBI's taxonomy places the organism in Eukaryota, Metazoa, Chordata, Actinopteri, Clupeiformes, Clupeidae. Gene Ontology annotation, cellular component: cytoplasm. Gene Ontology annotation, biological process: thyroid hormone metabolic process. Gene Ontology annotation, molecular function: thyroid hormone binding. The coding region runs from base 399 to 1385 and encodes 328 amino acids. The transcript has 8 exons.